This is a messenger RNA of Laetiporus sulphureus 93-53, 1722 nucleotides long. RefSeq lists its product as uncharacterized. NCBI's taxonomy places the organism in Eukaryota, Fungi, Basidiomycota, Agaricomycetes, Polyporales, Laetiporaceae. The transcript is spliced from 4 exons. Gene Ontology annotation, biological process: lipid metabolic process. The record is from RefSeq and is a predicted model, not a curated record. The coding region runs from base 179 to 1375 and encodes 398 amino acids.
GUAAAUCCAGUACCAUCGAAUGCUGCAGCAUUCCCUUUGCCAUUCUCACGUUGUAAGGCGGCCCGUACCGUCCAUAUGACAACAUAUCCCAGACGGAACGCUGGUUCGUACUUUAAAAUGAGCCCGCUGCAGGAGUCGACUCUUCUACCUCGCUCCCGAGUCGAUCCCCCCAGCAUACAUGAACAUCAACGUUGAUACCCGGCCCCUGCUACCUUUUGUGCCCUAUGUGCUGCUGCAGAAUGGCCUGCUAGGUUGUCUUGUCGCCACCCGCAUCCAGUGGCGCGCCCGGGUGGUCGCCUUCCUUGCCUACGCCUCCAUCCUUACUUCUGUCUUCCUGUACACCACCGGAGACGCCCAAAAGAACUAUUCAAUCGGCUGUACAGUAAUGGGACACACCUUGACGGCGUUCCAUCUCCUUUGUUUAUCCGACCCCUUGAACGACUUCCGCCACGAACGCGACAAGAUCCCUCCCAGUGAGAUGUCCUAUGCACGUCGGGUGCAUUGGGCCUUUUGCAUCAUCUUCAACUUUCGCGGAGUUGGCUGGACCUAUCAGGUCGCCAACGUCCCUCCGCGCUCGAGCGAGGGCAAAUGGACGUUCGUGCGCCAGAAGCUGCUGACCGCGUUCCGGUGGUUCCUCCUCGUCGAUUUCACGCAGGCAUACCAACGCGCCCACCCCCUGUUCUCUCGGCAGGCAGCGGACAUCUUUUCGCUCGCGACACAAGGCUACGUCCAGCGCUGCAUCAACAUCUUUGUGCGCCUCAGCAGCCCCGUCGCGCUUAUCGGCCUGCAAUACGCGCUGCUCGCGGCAAUCGUCGUCGCGCUGGGAAUCUCGGAGCCAGGGGACUGGCCGGACAUGUAUGGACGGUGGUCCGACGCGUACACCGUGCGCCGCUUUUGGGGACGCACUUAUCACCAGAUGAUCAGACGGUUCACGGCGUCCAUCGGGAAGGCUGUCUGCCGCAUGCUCGGUCUGCAGACGGGCUCGCGCGCGUCUUCGAACACGCAGCUCUAUGUCGGCUUUGCCGUCUCCGGGAUCAUGCACUGCGGCGGGGACCUCAUGGUGAGCCGCGCGCUGCUCGGAUCGUCGUUCCCGUUCUUCUUCGCGCAGGCCGUCGCGAUCUCGCUCGAGGAUGCGGUCAUUCACGCGGGAAAGGGCCUCGCGCCGGAGACGAAGGGCGCGCGGGCGGCGCUGCGGUGGGUGGGGUAUGCGUGGGUGUUUGCGUGGCUGAGCGUGUCGGCGCCGUGGUAUCUUAACUGGUCGAUGCGUGCGGGUGUCAUCGAUACGAGGCGCGUGCCGUUCUCGCUUAUAGGCCUGGUGGUGCCUGGGUUUGAGAAGGCGUUGGUGCGGUGGCUUGGUGGUAGUGCCAGCGUGUAAUAAAGGAAGGCAGCGAAUCGAGAAGCAAUUGCCAGCCAGAUGCACCGGUGCAGACGCAGGUGUGAGGAGGAUGGAUUUGGGAUUAGGUGCACGGCCUUGUUGGUUGCGCUUCGCUCUAUUCAGUUCGCGGGAUUGGUAAGUUCGUCAGCAUGCCAAGGUUUAAAGAGGUGCAUAAAUGGGAUGGUGAAUUUGAAACCACGAAGGUUUGGAAGUACCCAUUCCGUCUGCUAUUCGGAGCGAUAUCAACAUGGGAAUUAGGCGAUUCGCCGUGAUCGACUGCAGUCUGCAGACAGGGGUUAACGUUAAGCAGUCCCAUCGUAUCUUGCGACGAGGGAAAUAGAAAUACC